This is a messenger RNA of Pseudogymnoascus destructans, 1961 nucleotides long. RefSeq lists its product as uncharacterized. The record is from RefSeq and is a predicted model, not a curated record. Gene Ontology annotation, cellular component: vacuolar membrane. The transcript is spliced from 2 exons. Gene Ontology annotation, molecular function: amino acid transmembrane transporter activity. Lineage: Eukaryota; Fungi; Ascomycota; Leotiomycetes; Thelebolales; Thelebolaceae. Gene Ontology annotation, biological process: amino acid transmembrane transport. The coding region runs from base 262 to 1677 and encodes 471 amino acids.
GGGGCUUCGCUGUGGUGGCGAUGUGGGUCGGCGACAUAUUCCAUCUCCACAACCUCCAGCGAGUCAAGAUUGUCUAGAAGGUUUAGGGCCCACAACGCUCAACUAGAACGAUUAAAAGAGAUCGGUUUCGCACACGUAUUCAUGCGUAUUGUAUUCAUAUUUACUCUACCAUCUUCCCUCCCGACAAUCCGUCGAGAAGCGGUUGCAAAAUCAGGCAUCGCCACCACUUUCUUCUCCAACAAUCAUAACUCAUAACUCACAAUGAUGGACUCUGCACAAAUCAUGGAGAAAGGCAAGGCCGAAUUGCCGACGCCCAGUCCCCCCGGCGGAGAGGUCUUCGACAAGGACAAGAGCCUGUAUGGCAAUGCCAGCGAGAGCGAGAGGGAGAGAGAUGUCUAUGAGGAGGGUAUGCAGAAAUACAACCGUCUGGGCUGGAAGCGCCUGACGGUCGUGCUCAUCGUCGAGGCCAUCGCGCUGGGAAGUCUGUCCAUCCCAGCCGCCUUUGCCUCGCUGGGAAUGUUCGCCGGUGUCAUCUGCUCUGUAGGCAUUGGAUUGAUCGCCAUCUAUACCGCCUACAUCGUCGGCCAGGUCAAGGUCAACUUUCCCCAGGUCGCUAAUUACCCUGAUGCCGGAAGGCUGAUGGGUGGUCGCUGGGGCUACGAGGCUAUCAACGUCAUGCUCAUCCUGCAACUGCUCUUCCUGGUUGGCUCCCACUGCCUGACGGGCACCAUUGCCUUCCAGAACAUCACGGGAAGCGGCAUCUGCUCCAUCAUCUUCGCUGUUGUCUCCGCCAUCAUCCUCAUGAUCAUCGCCAUCCCGCCGAGUUUCACCGAGGUUGCUAUCCUCGGCUACGUCGACUUCGCCUCCAUCAUCCUCGCCAUCGGCAUCACCAUCGUUGCCACUGGUAUCAGAAGCACCAACGAGCCAGGUGGACUGGCCGCUGUCAACUGGUCUGCCUGGCCAAAGGAGGGCCUCACUUUCACAGAGGGCUUCAUCGCUAUCACCAACAUCUGCUUCGCCUACAGCUUUGCCAUGUGCCAGUUCUCCUUCAUGGACGAGAUGCACACCCCAACUGAUUUCAUGAAGUCUAUCUACACACUCGGCGUUACAGAGAUCGUCAUCUACACCGUGACCGGCGCGCUGAUUUACGCCUUUGUCGGCCAGGAAGUCAAGAGCCCCGCGCUGCUCUCCGCUGGACCUUUACUCAGCCGCGUGGCGUUUGGUAUCGCCCUGCCGGUCAUCUUCAUCAGUGGCUCCAUCAACACCACCGUCCUGGGCCGUCUGGUGCACACCCGCCUCUUCAAGAACUCCAACAUCCGCUUCGUCAACACCAGGAUGGGCUGGAUCACCUGGAUCAUCUACAUCAUCCUCGCCACCAUCGCCGCCUUCAUCAUCGCCGAGGUCAUCCCCUUCUUCUCGGACCUCCUCUCCAUCUCCUCAUCACUCUUCAUCUCCGGCUUCACCUUCUACCUGCCGGCGCUCAUGUGGUUCAUGCUUCUUCGCGAGGGCAAGUGGAACACCCCGAAGAACCUUGCGUUGGGAGCCCUCAACCUCGGCGUUUUCAUCAUUGGUAUCGUGAUCCUGGUGGCCGGUAUCUAUUCUAGUGUCAACGACAUUAUCAUCAGCUACGGCAACGGCAAGGUCAAAGGUCCAUUCUCCUGUGGUUCACCAGAGUAGGAGGCGUGUAGCUAUCCACCAUAUCCCCGACUGCAGGUGGCAGUCUUAUUCUUUUUGCGAAUCAUCAUACUAUCAGCCAUAUAUACCAAUACUACUUUCUCUGUAUUUCACUUUUUGACCAUAUACGGCCGCACUCUACAUGUACAUUACUGGGGGGCUUUAUGUUAUGUUAACAUAGACGUAAGACGCGACAGCGCGCAACUAGAGACAUAAGAGGAGAGGGGAGGAGAGAAAUAGAGGAGAGACAUAGGAGAAAAGGCAUAGAGGAGAGAAUAAAGUACCUA